Messenger RNA from Solanum lycopersicum (tomato), 3826 nucleotides. RefSeq names its product polyubiquitin-like. Gene Ontology annotation, cellular component: nucleus; cytoplasm. Lineage: Eukaryota; Viridiplantae; Streptophyta; Magnoliopsida; Solanales; Solanaceae. The record is from RefSeq and is a predicted model, not a curated record. Gene Ontology annotation, biological process: modification-dependent protein catabolic process; protein ubiquitination. Gene Ontology annotation, molecular function: ubiquitin protein ligase binding; protein tag activity.
CACUUACAUUUAUUUGAGUUUUUUCUUAUGACGGGCAUAAGUGUCAAUGACCUGUUACGUUUAAAUCUAAAUGGUUUGGACUAAUUAUAUUUUCAUAGGCUAAUUUUAAGUAAAUAUGAUGGACUGAUUCUAUUUUCAUUGGCUAAUCUUGUUAGACUUAUUCCACCCCAAAAAGUUGGAGUACACUCUAUAAAAACACUAAUAAUAACUCAAGGGAGUAUUCAAGGCAUUGGGAAGUUUCAAUGGAGCAAAGCAUGAGAAACAUGAGAAUUAAUGAAGAAGAAAAGGAGAUGACUAUAUACUUGAAGAUCAAUAAAACAGUUGCUUUAAGAGUUAAGGAAUCAGAUAGUAUCGGAAACAUCAAAUCAUUAUUACAUGAUAACGAGGGCAUACCUGAAUGUCUUCAGCAUCUAUUUUCAAAAGGGGUUGAGCUAGCAGACGAACUAAAACUAGUCGAUUAUGGCAUUACCACAAACUCCUUUCUUCAUGCUUCUGUCGACAAUUCAAUCUCGAGGAUAUUUUUUGUGAAGAGACCUUAUGCUAUUGAUGCAAUUACGGUUUGUUCAAGGAUUUGCGAUACUAUCCAGGAUGUCAAAUAUAGGAUUGAGGCCAGUGAAGGAGUAGAAUCUACAGAAUUCUCUCUUAUUCAUGACGGAAAGUUUCUUGAUGAUGACAAAACUUUUGCUUUUUACAAAAUCGAUAGUGGAUCAAUGCUUCAUAUGGUUUUGUAUCCAAGAGACAAGUUUCUUAUUUCCAUAGUAAUGCCAUGGGAGAAAAUUGUAAAGAUAGAAGUCAAGGCUGCCUUAACUGUUCGCGAAGUUAAAAGAAGUUUAGAGAGCAAAGUUCGCUGGCCAAAAAAUUCUAUGUAUCUGUUUUCUGGAAACCAGAAAUUGGAAGAUUCAAAGACAUUAUAUCAGUGUGAUAUCAACGAAGAGUCCAUCAUACAGGUAAAGUAUAGAACUAUACAGAUCUUUAUCAAUACGGGUGAUGGAAGUACUACACUAGACGUGCACAGGCACGAGUUGAUCAGGAAUGUGAAGCUCAUGAUUCUAAAGAAGCUAAAAAUACCGGUUCAUCUGCAAAAACUUUUCUAUGGGGGAAAAUGUCUAUUUGAUCACCGUGAUUUAGCUAGCUACAAUGUUAAAAAGGAAUCGAAUAUCAUGUUUGAUAUACGACUUCCCCCUCCUGCUAACAUCUAUGAAAGAUAUGAACCUUAUUUUACGAGUAGCCAACCGGUAUCUAACAUGAGGUGUCACCACCAGACAAGUUUACGUAAGAUUAAAGGUGUGGUUUCUAGAUUUACAUCCGUUGCUCAUUUGAAGACGUUGAUCAAGUACGACUUAAAAGUAAAUGUGAAGGAACUAUAUCUACGCGGCAAGCUUUUGAGUGACUUAUGUUGUCUUGGUAAGUAUGGAAUUACAAAGAAAACAGAGUUGGGAAUCCUUUGCUGAUUGUUUAGACAACUUAGUUAUGUAGUAUAUAAAGACAGAAAGUGUCUGUUUUUGCUGCAUUUUUUUGGUUUGGUUACAAUAUGUUGAUAUUUGGAAGGGUUUGAAGUUGUUUUGUUUUACAUCUUUAGAUGAUCUUGAAAUUGAAAACCAAUGCAAUGGUAUUUUGUUAGUCUCAUCUCUUGUUUUCUUUGCUUCGGUUAUCAUAUUUUUAUUCAUUAUUUGUUAUCGAUAUUCUUCAUUUCCCUUUUUUCUUUGUUUCUUCAUUGUUGUAUUACCUCUCCAAACAUGUUUUGAUAUAUUUUAGCUGAGCCGAAGAUCUUUCGGAAGCGGUCUUUCUACCUUCACAAGGUUGAGGUAAGGUCUGCAUAUACACGAUCCUUCCAAUACUCUUUUUCUUUAUAACUAUGGUGUUUGGGCCAAGUUGCACGCACCUCGGCUAAAUUCACGAGAUAACUCUCACCUCGACCCUUCCAAUACUCUCUCUUUUACAACUGUGGUGUCUGGGCCAAGUUGCAAGCACCUAGGCUAUAUCCACGAGAUAACUCCCACCUCGACCCUUCCAGUACUCUCUCUUUAACAACUAUGGUGUCCGAGCCAAGUCGCAAGCACUUCGGCUAAGUCACGAGAUAACUGCCACCUCCGACCAUCAAUAGGUACUAGGUAAUUCUAGAUGCAAAGGCUAUAACAUAUGGAUAAAAAAAAUCUUAUAAUGUUUUGUCUCGAUUUGAACUUGAGACCUCAUGAUGGUUAACCCAUUGACCAGUCGGCUACACCCUUGAAUGACAACUAGUACUGCUUUUGUUCUAGUUUACAACACUUUCUUUUUUAGGCUGUUCCAAAAGUAAUGUAACAAAUGAGUAUUUUCAAGUUUUUAAAAUAUCAACUCAAUUUUCAUAUUUAAAUUCAAAAUCUAGUUCUUCAAACACAUAAUUUGGAAAAAACAAAAACUCAUAAACAUAAAAGCAUAAAUUAACUUGAAUUCCAACCAUUACAAUGAACAAUACUCAGGCUACCACAAAGUACUCACCACAGAGUGCUCACCCGAAAAACAGAAACUGUAACAGAGGUUAUGAAUUUCCUAAAAAUAAAAUAAAAUCUAGCUCCAACUAAAAUAGAAAUCAAGUAUUCCCUCGGAAAAGAGAUACAAUCCAUCUGUCCUAGCAUGCCAACUACACAAAUGCCCUUUGUUACACACAGCAUUAUAAUUGUCAUAAUCAAAGACAUAGAAAAAGCCUUUUUUGCUGAAAUCAGAAGUGUGCAUGUCACAACUUGCUAAUGUUGGUUUAAUAUUAAUAUCAACAUUCCAUCUUAAAUGAGAAUUUGGUCGUAGUGUUGUUUGUGGAACAUCUUUGUCUUGUGAAUUGCACACUAAUAUUAAUGGAUCUUUCAAAUCAUUAAUCACUUGCCAUGACCAAAUUUCUGAUUUUACAAUACUUGAUGAUUGUAGUAGUAGCAAUAGAUAAAUAACUGGUAGAAAGUUGAUGAAAUUUUGGGAUUUGGAAAGAGGGGGUUUCAUAGUCACACUCAGAAGUAUUAUUGCCUUUUCUGUUCUCUAAUGUUUGCUAUCGCUGCGUUGUUUUUGUAUUGUUCAUUUUUAUAGUACAUGUUUGGAAUCUUUCAUUCAAGAUUUUGACACGCUUAAAAAAAAUUGUAUUAAUUAUAUAUCUCCUUGAAAUAAUCAAGUAAAAAUUGAAAAAUAAAUCGCCACGAUAUCUCAUUUUAGUAGCAAUAUUUAGUAACAAUAUCUUUGUCCAGUGAUUUGUAUACUCAAAGCAAUGAAUCUUGCAAAUCAUUAAUCACUUGUCAUGACCAAAUUUAUGACUUUUACAAUAAUUUCGAGAUUGUGAUGAUUCAUAAUGGACAUUUAAUUAUGAUGUGAUCUUAUUAUUAAUUUGGUUGGUGUUACAUAAGCAUUCCCGUAAUAAAUAAAAACAAAAACUAAUGUUUACAUUAAAUGAUAUCAAUUUAAUGAAUUUACUAAUCAAAAAGAUAAACAUACACUAUUUGUGAUGUGUUACAUGAUAUUCGUUUAGUCCUCCUAGGGCCAGAAACUGAUCCCUAAAUUCAAGUCACAGAAGUGUAAUAAAAUAAUUUUAAAACCCAAUUUUUAUAAAAGAAAUAUAUUAGAGAAAAUGUAGUUAUCUGUUUUAUUUCUCAUUUAAAAAAUAAAUGAGAAAAAAAAUAAAAAAUAAAAUAAAAAUAACUAAUGAGAAAGAACAGAAGUAAUCAUUUAUACCUUCCACAAGAAUUUGCAACUCAAAAUGAUCAAAUAUUAAAAUACGUUAAUUAUAAAAAAAAAAUAGCCUAUGAAUACAUUAUGUAGUCUCUCAGUUUGUAAACUUACAUAAAAAUGCGUUGGGAGUAAAAAAAGAAAA